Messenger RNA from Colletotrichum higginsianum IMI 349063, 1587 nucleotides. RefSeq names its product Thiamine transporter. The record is from RefSeq and is a predicted model, not a curated record. Gene Ontology annotation, cellular component: plasma membrane. Bases 1 to 1587 code for a protein of 528 amino acids. The transcript has 7 exons. Lineage: Eukaryota; Fungi; Ascomycota; Sordariomycetes; Glomerellales; Glomerellaceae. Gene Ontology annotation, molecular function: nucleobase transmembrane transporter activity. Gene Ontology annotation, biological process: nucleobase transport; transmembrane transport.
AUGGGGUUGCAAGGCGUGCUGAAGCGGGCGGAACUCCCCUUUGUCUCCCGAUGGAUUAACGAUGAUAUUCGCCCCAUCGAGUCUCAGAGACGGACUUGGGGGUACUUGAUGUUUCACAACUUUUGGCUGCUGGUCAACUGCAACAUCACGACCUAUCUGACUGGCAGUGCCCUCAUUCCCCUGGGUCUAACAUGGUGGCAAGCUUUCAUAUGUAUAAUCCUUGGUAACGUCAUUGCAACCGCGGUUGUCAUCGUCAACUCCCUCCCAGGGAGCUCUUAUCACAUUGGCUUUCCGGUGUUCAGUCGUGCGGUAUGGGGCAUGUGGGGGUCGCAGUUUGUCAUUUGGAACCGCAUCUUGCUAUCACUAGACACUGGCAUGACCACGGCUCAAUUCGUGUCCUACAUCGUUUUCAGCGUCAUCUCCCUCCCGGUCAUCUGGAUUCGCCCGCAUCGUCUCGAGAAGUUCUUCCGCUUCGCGUGCUCCGUCACCUUCGUCUUCUUCCUCGUCCUCCUCAUCUGGGCCCUCGCAACCAUGGGACCGUCAGGUUUUGGUGACACCAUAACAUCGGGUUCCGCUCUUCCCAAUACAGGCGGGCCGGAUAGUGUGGCUUGGUUAAUGGUCUAUGGGAUUGUGUCAACGAUUGGGUCCAUCGCCGCGGGCAUUCUCAAUCAGAGCGACUACUCUCGGUUCGCGACGCAGCCGAAGCACGCGAUCGUGGGCCAGGCCAUCUCGUUCCCUUUCUAUGGAAUCUUCAGUUCUCUGAUCGGCAUCCUCGUCACAGCCGCCACCCAGCACCGCUUCGGGGGCGAGGCUAUUUGGAACCCGCCAGCUCUGUUUGCCCAGCUUCUCGUCCAAGACGAAACGCCGGGAACGAGAGCGGCUUGCUUCUUUGCGGGGCUGUGCUUGGUGAUAUCACAGAUUGGCGUCAACGUACCCGGUAACGCCCUCGCCGGCGGUUUUGAUUUGGCUGCCACGUUCCCGAAAUAUCUCAACAUCCGCCGAGGAGCGUACAUGACGGCUGUUUUCAGCGUGGUUGUCAAUCCAUGGCGGCUGGUCAACACAGCGACAACGUUUCUGACUGUGCUCUCAAGCUACAGCGUCUUCCUUGCCCCGAUGACGGGCUUGAUGAUCUCCAGCUACCUGAUCGUCAACAAGAAGAAGAUCAACGUCGAUGACUUGUAUCGCGGCGAUUCUACGAGCGUUUACUGGUUUUCCUUCGGGUUCAAUUGGCGAGCCCUCGCAGCAUGGCUGAUAGGCGUUGUUCCAUGUAUGCCUGGUUUCAUCGCUGCGGUUGAUACGUCUGUGACUGUGAGUGAGGGCGCAACUGAACUGUAUCACAUGUCAUACUUGUAUGGCCUUUUGUCGAGUGGCCUGGUGUAUGCCUUGCUGCACAAAGUCUUCCCCGCGAGGGCUUUGGAUGCUUUUGUCAGAGACGCGCCCUCUCCGCGAGAGCUCCAGGAGAUGCAGAAGGGAAAGUGGGAUGUCACGCUAGCUGAGACUCCUGACAUUCUCGAGGUGCUGCCUGGGAAAGAGGGGAGAAAGGCUCACAAUACUGCAGAUGUCUCGCCUCCCAAGGCGGAUGUGUAA